AUGACUACGAGGAGAGGAGGGAAAGGGGAAAAAGUAGCAAACCCAAACACACCAUCUGCGGUAUCCUCCUUCUUUAAAACUUCCCAGCCUUCUAAAAUCACCAAGGACAUGGCAGGUGGUGAAGAAACAGGCAGACACUCGCCACCGACUGCUGAAAGCCAAUCCCAUAUUACAAAAGCAGACCUACAACACUUAGUAUCCAAGAAAGAUCUGACGGAUAAUUUCGAAAAAUUAUGGGAAAAGAUAGAUUCCAUACAUACGUCAGUGACGUCCACCAUGGCUGAAAUUAAAUCUGAUCUCACGGACAUGGGAAAAAGAAUUGACAUACUGGAAGACCAGAAAGAUGCAAUGGUUGAAAAUGUAGAUGAAAUGACACAAACAAUAUCUGACCAACAACAACUUCUCCAGGAAUUACAAGACAAAAUGGAAGACUUGGAGAAUAGGAGUAGGCGGAAUAACAUUAGGUUGAAGGGGAUCCCAGAGGAUGUAACAACUAAAGAAAUUCCGGCUUACAUUGCACAACUCUUCAGUUAA
This is a messenger RNA of Bombina bombina (fire-bellied toad), 534 nucleotides long. Its product is annotated as charged multivesicular body protein 4b-like. Gene Ontology annotation, biological process: retrotransposition. NCBI's taxonomy places the organism in Eukaryota, Metazoa, Chordata, Amphibia, Anura, Bombinatoridae. Gene Ontology annotation, cellular component: ribonucleoprotein complex. Gene Ontology annotation, molecular function: single-stranded RNA binding. The transcript has a single exon. The record is from RefSeq and is a predicted model, not a curated record. The coding region runs from base 1 to 534 and encodes 177 amino acids.